AUGGGAGACAAACUACAAUGGUCGAACGAGCAAGUAAAAUGUUUAUUAGAUACGUGUAUCAAUGAGGUCAACAGAAUUGGUAGAAAAGGAGGUAGCAUGCACAAGGAGUCUUGGGUUACGUUAGGGAAAGCUCUAAAAGAAAAGUUUGACAUGGAUACUUCACAAAAACAAUUGAAAAAUGCUUUUGAUAAUCUAAAAGCUAAAUACGUAGGGUGGAAAUAUUUGAGAAACAAGUCAGGGAAUUUAUACAAUGCUCAAACAAAUUCAUUUGCCUUAGUGAUCACAGAAUGGGAAGAAUUCAAGAAGGGUCAUCCAAAGGCAGGAUCAUUGAGGACACACCCAUUGCCUUAUCCCAACCUUUGUGCAUCUUUGUUUGAUGGAAGUAGUGCCAGCGGUAGCAUCAAAUGGACCUCUACUCAAACUGCACCCGCAGAUACAUCAUCUUCUUCUCAUCAAGAUGAUGAUGAUGAUGACGCUUCCAAUGACACUAGUGCUCGAGCUCCUAGUGAUAAAGCUCAUGGUGGUUCUACUGAGAGGCCCGAUAAAAGGAGUAAAACCACUAAUGCUUCUACUGAGAGGCCCGAUAAAAGGGCUAAAACUAGUGAUGCUUCUACUGAUAGGACCGAUAGGACCGAUAUGGAUAAAGCCUCUAAAACCUCUGUUAGUCUUGAUGAUUUGAGUCUUGAUAUGCAAAAAGCUCUGCAACAUAUGGUGAAUAGCAAGGAAGGACCAACAGUAGAAGAAUGUUAUGAAAGGUUGAAGCUAGUUGAAUUAGACCCUAUAGAUCCUAUAUUUUUGGCAGCCUUUCACCUUUUUGGAAUGUCCAUGAAUAUGAGAGAGGCAUGGAUGACAUUGCCACCGAUACAUGGGGUCUUAAAAGGGUGGAUAAAGAUGACUGGCACCACAUUAGGGAUGUUUAAGUAG
Messenger RNA from Lactuca sativa (garden lettuce), 924 nucleotides. The record is from RefSeq and is a predicted model, not a curated record. NCBI's taxonomy places the organism in Eukaryota, Viridiplantae, Streptophyta, Magnoliopsida, Asterales, Asteraceae.